Stylophora pistillata is the source of this 2335-nucleotide messenger RNA. RefSeq lists its product as uncharacterized. Gene Ontology annotation, biological process: L-glutamate transmembrane transport. Gene Ontology annotation, cellular component: membrane. Gene Ontology annotation, molecular function: glutamate:sodium symporter activity. The record is from RefSeq and is a predicted model, not a curated record. NCBI's taxonomy places the organism in Eukaryota, Metazoa, Cnidaria, Anthozoa, Scleractinia, Pocilloporidae.
GAGCCAGGAACGUAUCUCUGUUUUACCGCGAAAUUCCUCCUUCGAAACGAAACUUCUAUCGCAUGUAUUUUGAAAACGACACGUUUUCUAAUCGUGAAAUUUUGCAAAUAGGUUACUUAAACAAUAAUCUCUAAUAAGUGUUAAAAUUCAAGCAUCCCAAAAAAAGAUCCAGUUUGCCUCUGGCAUCACUUAAAUUACAAUAAAAUUCUUAACUUAAACACGUGUCGUCCAGGAGCUAUAACUUGUUCAAAUUACAAAAAGGAACCCAGCAGAUCGAGUUGGUCCGGUCCCGUAAAUCAAGUCAGACGGGCAACACAACAAUCAACGCUCCCCUUUAUUCUGUGCCUAAGUACGAUACAUUUCUAAACAGAGAAAGGUUUGGUUAACAAGUGAUAUUUGCAAAGUGUUGUCCCAUUAACCAUGAUCUGCAAUGCGUCUGAAACCAAUUCAUGCGGAGAAGGAGGUGUUUGUGUUAGUGCCGCAGCAAAUUUCAGUUCCUGUUUUUGUAGCGAGGGCUAUAUUUUCAACGAUGGCGGGCUUUGUGAAGUGCCAAGAAUGCCCAUGGACUAUUCAGCGGUGGCUUCUUUUUGCUGGCUGUGUUUUUUGCUUGUUUUGGGAAAGUUCCUUCGCCUCUAUAUAUGGUUAUUUCAAAAGCUUUACCUCCCCGCCUCGGUCAUCGGCGGUACCAUUGGGCUAGUUGUACUUCAAGUAGCUCGUCUCGAUCAAAACGUUUUCAAAUUCAUGGCGGUGAAUUUCACGAGAGGAUGGUACAAUCUGGCAGGAUUUCUGAUAAACAUUGUUUUCUCCUCCUUGUUUCUUGGCACCCAAAUCCCUAAAGUGAAGGUGAUAUGGACACAGGCUGGGCCUCAGCUAAUGUACGGCAUGAUCAUUGCCUGGGGACAGUGGAUUGUGGCACUUGUUGUCACCGGUGCUCUUCUGGUGAGGGUGCAUUUAGGCAAACCAAAUUAUAUAUAUGCCUGUUUUUGGUGUCAGUCCAUUAUUUGCAACUAUUCUACCUGUGGGGUUUGCAGGAGGUCAUGGGACUGCAGGAGGACUCACACCAACAUACAAGACAGGUUUCCCAAUGGUGGUGACUUUGGUUUGGCCAGUGCCACCUUGGGACUUGUUUUCUCCGUUAUUUGUGGUGUUAUGUGGGUUAACAUUGCUACUCACAGAGGAUGGGUCAAGCAGGAAAGAAUUGACGCUUCUAAGGAAGUCAAGAUAUCCAUAAGGGGUGUGUAUACUGUAGGGAGUCGACCCUCAGCUGGAGUUCAAACCGUGAGAGCCAGUUCCAUAGAUGUGUUGGCAUUUCACCUUGCAGUGCUUGGGAUAGCUAUAUUGAUUGGGUAUGGACUGAAACAGGGGUUGAUUGCCAUUGAAAGUACAUCACAGAAGCUCAAGGAUCUUAACUUUCUCUCUGGUAUUCCUUUAUUCCCAUUGUGUAUGGCUGGAGGAAUCAUUAUCCAGCUUGUUAUUGAGAGAAUUCAGAAGAUUAAUGAAUUGAUUGAUGCAUCUCUCAUGGAACGCAUAGCCUCGUCUUCUUUGGAUUUCCUUGUCACCUCAGCUAUUGCCAAAGUUGAUGUCUCAGCCAUUGCUGUUGACAUUGCCCCCUUAUUGAUCCUGUGCACCUGUGGCUUUAUCUGGAACUUUGUCAUGUUGGGUUGUGUUUCAAGGUUCUUGUUACCCAACCACUGGUUUGAAAGAGCAAUUGCAGACUUUGGAAUGAACACUGGUGUUAUUGCAACAGGGCUAAUUCUCCUACGAAUGGUGGAUCCAGAAUGUCGCACUCCAGUUCCUGCUGACUUUGCCUUCAAACAGCUUCUUCACUCUCCAUUUAUGGGUGGUGGCAUCUGGACUUGCCUGGCACUUCCCUUGCUGAGUAUCCUGAACAUCUGGGUGGUUACACUCAUUGCAGCAGUUGUGUUCUGCUUGUGGCUGUUGAGCUACUUUUUCUACUUUCGCAAGCACUACACUGAAACAUGUGGCUGUGGUCUGUGUGCUGAGGAGAAGCCCAUGUCUCAUUCAAAUCAAGUUGGUUAUGGCAGUUUACAGGGAGGGGGCAGUCAGGAAAUGAAUGGUGUCCAUGUUGAGAAAGAAGAGGAGAGCAAAUGAUCAAACAAAAAAUGUAAACAAUGAAGCUCAUGUGGAGCAGAUACAAGACCAGUGAAACUGUUUGGUGUCUCUUAUUUUCUGUAAAACAAACUUGUUUGAGUUGUAAAAACCACAAACAAUGAAAACCAGUAAGGGGACAUUUGUGUGUCAAAUGUUUCACUGUAAUGUAAGUGUACAUUUUGAUGCUGUUGUUUUUAAAAAAGAAUGUAAAUGUUAAAAACGA